ACAAAAAAGUCCAUAUACAACUGUGAAGGCCUUUUUUCCCCUUGGAUUUGACUUGUACAAUCCAGAUUAUUCUAAGCAAACGUUGACCAAUGGAUUCUCAGACCAACGCCGGGGACUGCCUUGGGUGGGCUGCCACAGAUCCAUCUGGAGUUCUAUCACCAUACAAGUUCAGUCGCAGGCCUCUUGGAAGCGACGAUGUUUCCAUAAAAAUUACCCACUGUGGAGUUUGUUAUGCUGAUGUUGUUUGGUCGAGGAAUAUGCAUGGAGAUUCAAAGUAUCCUGUGGUGCCAGGACAUGAGAUUGCUGGUAUUGUCAAGGAGGUCGGUUCCAAUGUUCAACGCUUCAAGGUCGGUGAUCCAGUUGGAGUGGGAACUUAUGUCAACUCAUGCAGAGAUUGUGAGUAUUGUAAUGUCGGCUUUGAAGUUCAGUGUGAAAAACAGAAUGUUGCCACGUUUAAUGGUAUUGAUGUGGAUGGAACGGUCACAAAAGGUGGAUAUUCUAGUUUUAUUGUUGUCCAUGAAAGGUACUGCUUCAAAAUACCACACAACUAUCCUUUGGCUUCAGCAGCACCUCUGCUUUGUGCUGGAAUCACUGUUUAUACACCGAUGAUGCGCCAUAACAUGAACCAACCUGGCAAAUCUUUAGGAGUGAUCGGGCUUGGCGGUCUCGGUCACAUGGCUGUGAAGUUUGGUAAGGCGUUUGGGUUGAAUGUAACAGUUCUUAGCACAAGCAUAUCUAAGAAAGAGGAGGCUCUGAAACUGCUUAGUGCGGACAAAUUUGUUGUCUCUUCUGAACAAGAGCAAAUGAGGGGCCUAUCAAAAUCAUUGGACUUUAUAGUUGACACUGCAUCUGGGGAUCAUCCAUUUGACCCCUACCUGUCACUUUUGAAGACUGCUGGUGUUUAUGCCCUUGUUGGGUUCCCAAGUGAAGUCAAAUUCAGCCCUGCAAGUCUUAAUCUGGGUAUGAGAACUAUCGCAGGAAGCAUGACAGGGGGAACAAAAAUGAUUCAAGAAAUGAUAGACUUUUGUGCUGCUGAAAAAAUUUACCCACAGAUAGAGGUAAUACCAAUCCAAUAUGUCAAUGAAGCUCUUGAAAGGCUGGUAAAGAGGGAUGCUAAGUAUCGCUUUGUGAUCGACAUCGAGAACACCUUGAAAUGACAUUAUGGCAAUGCCUUCUGUAACAAAUGCUUAUAAAUCCACAUAUUGAAGUACAUAAACUGAACGCACCAGGAUCAGCAUUGAUCUUGGGUGGUGGGCAUGAACUUCUACAAAUAUCUAGUGAAUGAUGGCAUGAAUCCUGCCACUGAAGAUAAACUGUGUUAUUUAGAGUGUUUGAUCAAGACGGCAGUUGUUGAAUUUU
Hibiscus syriacus is the source of this 1359-nucleotide messenger RNA. Its product is annotated as probable cinnamyl alcohol dehydrogenase 1. The record is from RefSeq and is a predicted model, not a curated record. The transcript is spliced from 7 exons. Lineage: Eukaryota; Viridiplantae; Streptophyta; Magnoliopsida; Malvales; Malvaceae. The coding region runs from base 90 to 1157 and encodes 355 amino acids. Gene Ontology annotation, molecular function: oxidoreductase activity, acting on the CH-OH group of donors, NAD or NADP as acceptor; zinc ion binding.